CCAGAGAUUGAGCCUCAGGUUUCAGAUAAAAUGUAAGGAUAAUAAAAACGGGAGGUUUGGCCUUGUUGUGCAAUGGUAACAACCGUAAGGGUGGUUGAGUAUGGAAGUAACAAGCAUGUCCCAAGCUCUACAACUCCAUGCUCAAUUCCUCAAAUCCCAAACCCAAAACCAUCAAAACCUCUCCAACCUCUUCACCUUCGCAGCUCUCUCCCCCUCCGGAAACCUCAACUACGCUCGCCUCAUCCUCAGCUCAAACCCAUCUCUCAACUCUUACUACUACAACACCAUCAUUCGAGCUUAUUCUCAUUCCCUCAACCCCACCCAUCAUCUCCAAGCACUUUCCCUCUUCCUCUUCAUGCUCCAAUCACCCACCAAUCACCACAAUGUGCCUUUACCCGAUAACUUCACUUAUCCGUUUGUUUUAAAAUGCUGUGCGCGCUUGAAACUUGUUCCGCAAGGAAAACAGGUUCAUGGGUUGAUUACGAAGAUGGGUUUUGGUUCUGAUUUGUAUAUUCAAAAUGCGCUGGUUCAUAUGUACUCUGAAGUUGGUGAACUGGGUGUUGCACGUGAGGUGUUUGAUAGAAUGUUUUAUAGAGAUGUGGUUUCUUGGACGUCGAUGAUUGAUGGUUUUGUUAAUCAUGAUCUUCCUCUUGAGGCGAUUGAGUUGUUUGAGAGAAUGUUGGUAAGUGGGGUUGAAGUGAAUGAUGCUGCGGCGAUUUCUGUUUUGAGAGGUUGUGCGGAUUCGGGAGCGUUGAGUGUGGGGAGGAGAGUGCAUGGGAUUGUGAAGGAGAAGGGGAUUUAUUUGAAGGGUAAUGUUUGUACUGCGCUUAUUGAUAUGUAUUCGAAAUGUGGGUGUUUAGAGAGUGCAACAAAGGUGUUUGAUGAUGUUGUGGAUAGAGAUGUUUUUGUUUGGACUGCGAUGAUUUCUGGUCUUGCUUGUCACGGGAUGUGCAAAGAAGCGAUUGAUAUGUUUGUUGAAAUGGAAAUGUGUAAUGUAGUGCCUGAUGAGAGGACUGUUACGGUUGUUUUAUCGGCGUGUAGGAAUUCAGGCUUGGUUCGUGAAGGUUAUAUGUUUUUUAAUGAUGUCCAGAAGCGUUACGGUAUGAAACCCACUAUUCAACAUUUUGGUUGCAUGGUGGACCUUCUUGCAAGAGGAGGGUGUUUGAAGGAAGCUGAAGAUUUCAUUAAUGCAAUGCCAAUGAAACCUGAUGCAGUCCUUUGGAGGACCUUGAUAUGGGCAUGCAAAGUUCACGCAGAUACUGAAAGAGCCGAGCGUUUGAUGAAACACCUUGAGCUGCAAGGUAUGGGUAAACAUGAUAGUGGAAGUUACAUACUUGCUAGUAAUGUUUAUGCGUCUGUAGGAAAGUGGUGUGACAAGGCAGAAACGAGAGAAUUGAUGAAUAAAAAGGGGUUGGUAAAGCCACCAGGGUCUAGUAGGAUUGAAAUUGAUGGUGUUGUUCAUGAAUUUGUCAUGGGGGAUUAUAAUCACCCUGAAGCAGGGAAAAUAUUUGUCGAAUUGGAUCAGAUGGUAGAUAAGCUGAGAAAACAAGGGUAUAACCCUAAAGUAUCAGAGGUAAUGCUUGAGAUGGAUGAUGAGGAGAAAGCCAUUCAGUUGCUUCAUCAUAGUGAGAAGCUAGCGCUUGCUUAUGGACUGAUCAGGAUACGUCCUGGGUCCAAAAUCAGGAUUGUAAAGAACCUAAGGUCUUGCGAGGACUGUCACGAAUUCAUGAAACUAAUCUCUAAGGUUUACCAAAGAGACAUCAUCGUAAGAGACAGAAUACGAUUCCAUCAUUUCAAAAAUGGGGAUUGUUCUUGUAAGGAUUAUUGGUAGCAUGAGAGUUGUCCUUGGAUUAAAUGUUGUAAUGUGUAAAAGGAAAACUUGUAGAGAAAACCCAUGUACAGUCACAUGAGCUGCUAGCUUUGAUACCUUAUUUGGCUAUCAAGACAAAUUGCAAAUGCCAAGAAUUUUUUUUACUUGCAUGGACAUUUUUUCAGAUUUUAAACAUAAAUCAUGAGUGAUGGCCCCUUUUUUUUUUUUUUUUUUUUAUAAAUACCAAUAGACGGGAUAUAGUUCUAUCCAUAAUCCAUGACAAUGUGCUUAUUCAGAGUACUGCGACAUAAUUCAGUUUCUAUUUGGUUAAGAUAUGGUCAUAUAGGACACCUAGAGAUGGAGAACCAAACUCAUUCUUUGGAAGUUCUUUGGUCAGAUACUGUUGGCGAUUUGCAGGUACGUUGCAACUGCAUAUGCAUGUUUUUCUUCGUGAAAUACUUACCUUCGUGUAUGUCAUUACAUUCUGUUCUUUAACUAAAGAUAUUUCUACUUGAUAAUUUAUCAAGUUGUUUCAUUGAAUAUACAUUUUUAUUAGAUUAUGUGUUGUCAAAUCAUUAAGUACUUACACUUUGAAAGAUGAUAACUAUUUAGAAAGGUUGAUUUUUUAAUGACUUGCAUACACAGACUUAGAUAAUUAUGUCAAAAACUUUGCAUUAAGAAUGAACCAAAAUUAUACUUGUUGAUGAUAAUUGUACUUAUUCCCCCAAGUCGUAUUCAUAUGGAGAUAAGAUUAAAAAUAUGAAGUUUUGCACUCAACAAAAUUAGAUUGAAUGCUGUAUAAUACAUUGUUUAGAUUUACAGUGUCACAUAAGUUUGAACUUAAUGUAGCUUACAAACUAUCAAAAUCUCUUUACAGGUUGUCCCUAUCCUUUCUUUUUGGCAUUCACAGUUGAUUUUUAAAAUUAAUGAUUGAAUUGAACAAAUAAUUUAUCUAGCCAGAAUAAGAGUCCGAAUUAAAAUUCAUAAUUAUAAUCAAACUUCAUGGACCUAUCUCCAGUCCCGUCACAGAAUCCAAUUUCAUAUUUUUCGUCAGAGUGAUAGGAGUCCGGAUUAAAGACAAGCAAAACAAUGUAAUUUUAUUAAAAACCAGAAUUGUUCAGAAGAUAGUCCUUGUAAUCCCAGAGCUAAAUGCUGCUCAAAUAAGAGAUGAAUCUCUCUGUUCCCAACCAAAAGGUUUCUAACAGUAAAGAUGCUUGAAUGAUCUCCCUAUUUUCCUCCUUCUCCUUAUAUUCCCUCACCUUUUCUAACAAAAUGCCACAUCAUACAACUCCUCUCCAACUUCCCUAUUCGGUUUAGUUGUUGGGCUUAGGCCUAAGCCCAGAGUCCUAUCAGAGUUAGUCAUGUUCAGAAAACUUUGAACUAUUCUAAUUAAAAAACUUCCAACUAUUGUCAUGGAAAGAAAAAAAAAGAGAAAUUUUGGACUAGAUAAUCAAAAAUAAAUUAAUGCCAUAUGUUUCUUAUUGUAUGGUUUCUAUUUGGAGGAAUUCUUUGAAGGUUUUGAACCUGAAAAAAUGCUAUAAAAUGAAAUUGUUCACCUUAUAUACGUCGAUAGAAGGAGGGGGUGAAUAGAAAACAGCAACAAUCAAUAAAAAAAGCUAAGAUGAAUUCGGCUAGUUUAAAAUUGUUUCUAAUGAAAUUGUUUUUUAAUUCUCAUAGUUUAACAUGAUUAUUGUCCUGAUAAUAGUUCUGCUCUGACGGUGAAGCAAACUGAUUCCCUCGUGUUUGUAGUUUGUAACAUGGGUUUGGUUGGUAACAUGCACCCAACUAUUCAACCACUGAAGAAAGCUGCUUAGAUCUUUUGUCCAAAAUCAAGAAUUUGAGAAUUAAUAAUUGAUUAUGUGAACAGAAAAAUUCAAAAUCUAGAAUAGUCUGACUGGUGGACAAUUAUCAAUCAAUUAAGGAGCAAAUUACUGGGGGCAAAAUAGGAAUCAAGGACGCUUUAAAUUCUGACAUCAAUCUUGAACUAUAAACAUGAAGGAAUGCUUCUCUGAAGUUAAACUUCAUUUUAAAGGUUAAAGUGAGAGAUCUAAACCAUUGCUGAUAUACUGUCAUUUAUGAUAAAAUAGAACUUGUUUGCUGUCUUAUGAUCUCUGUGAAGUCACCAUCUAUAUUAUAAAAUGACAUUUCUUAUUGUUUACUACUUUGUAGCAUUGAACUUGAGAAACUGACAGGAGCUGUUUUUAAAUUUAUCAGAUUACUUCCAUGGUCAGGAACCUA
Molecule: messenger RNA, 4048 nt
Organism: Vicia villosa (hairy vetch)
Lineage: Eukaryota; Viridiplantae; Streptophyta; Magnoliopsida; Fabales; Fabaceae
Product: pentatricopeptide repeat-containing protein At4g21065-like
Exons: 1
Coding region: 101-1831 (576 amino acids)
Biological process (GO): RNA modification
Molecular function (GO): protein binding; RNA binding; zinc ion binding
Source: RefSeq, a predicted model, not a curated record